Messenger RNA from Fopius arisanus, 2316 nucleotides. RefSeq names its product WD repeat-containing protein 78-like. Gene Ontology annotation, molecular function: dynein heavy chain binding; dynein light chain binding. NCBI's taxonomy places the organism in Eukaryota, Metazoa, Arthropoda, Insecta, Hymenoptera, Braconidae. Gene Ontology annotation, biological process: cilium movement. The coding region runs from base 82 to 2214 and encodes 710 amino acids. Gene Ontology annotation, cellular component: axonemal dynein complex. The record is from RefSeq and is a predicted model, not a curated record. The transcript has 4 exons.
UUUAAUCUACAAUUUAUCAAUAGCAUAAGGGAGAGUUAAUGGAGCGGAUGUGAAUUAUUGAAUAAAUAAUAUUGAUCAAACAUGGCCCAGAAAAGGGGAUCAGUCUCUAACAGGAUGUCGAGCCAACGGCCUUCUAAACCCAAACCCCAAAAGCCCUCAAUUUCGGUGGUUCAGCAACGUCAACAUCUGAAAAUCCUCGAUAAUGGAUUAGACAUGACUCCAAAGCUUCUAACCCAUCGGUUUUACGCGACCAUCAAGGAAAACGUAUUGACAGCGUACGACGCAAUCGGAAAUCUCAAGACCGGAAGUGAAUCCAUGAUGUCCUUGAGCUCCGCGGGAUUUCGCUCCAGUCUAUCUAUAGUUAAGUCAAAAAAUUUGCACACAACGGUAAUUCCUCCCCUCGACGAGACAAUGGAGAGCCUAAUAGCAACACAAGAGAUUCAGUCACUUCCUGGCGAGUCGCGCGCUCCCUCGCCGUUCUCUCUCCCAAGAUUCGAGGAUCCAUCGACCAAAUUCCCGGAUACCGUGACGAUCGUCCUGAGGGAAACGGAGACAAUGAUCCUCUUUGAGAUGCCCCAAUUGACGGCAGACCUGGACACUCCAGAAGGUCAGGGAGUGAAAGAGGAGAACGAGAGGUAUGAGAUGCUCACUAGAGAGGGUGGCCCGAAGCGAAAAUUGGCGGAUGCUGAGACCCAGACGCGAAGGAUUCAUCUCAAGUCAAGGUCGACGCACCGGGGGAGGGAGAAGAGGAUGAAUCAGGGGACUUUCGUCAAUAAUUGGGUCAUCCAUGACACUUACGUGGAGUUGGAGGGCGGUCAGAGGGUGAAGGAAACACCGGACAGGACAAAGCUGCCGAAACUCUCACUGACCUCAACGCCUCCCAACGCCGAAACCCAACUCGCCAUCAUCUACGAGAAAUCUUCCUUCAAAGAUGCCCUUCAGAUAAUGGAGAGGAUAAUAGCCAGCAAUCUCUUCGUUAUCCCGCAGAAGAGGUUCAAGGGACUCUUGAGGAGUGAUCCCUGCAGUCUGGAGCUGACGUUCACCUACUCUUUGGAUCUCCUGUGGAUACAUUCCUGUUCGGAAACCACGGAUCGUCCGGUGACUGCCUUCAGGUGGAAUUACACCAACUCCAACAUCCUGGCCGUUGGGUAUGGUUCGAGGAAGACUGCCAGUGACGGCCUUCUCCUUAUCUGGUGCAUGAAGAAUCCGAGCCAGCCCGACAGAACCUAUCGGUUUGAAUCCGCGGUCGCUGAUCUCGACUGGAGUCGAUCCAAGCCAAACCAAUUGGCCGUCGGAUUCUAUGACGGCAGUCUCAGGGUCAUUGAUGUUAGCAGCCGACUCCUAGCUAUUUUGAGAGACAGCAAAACCGACAAACUUCGAUUAUUCUCCCCUCAUUGGCAAGUCCAAUGGUGGCAGGAUGAUGACCACCUGGACUCUGUUGAGGAAAUCUACACGACAACCCAAGACGGACGAAUCCUGCGCUACCCCAGCCACGAGGACUUCACCUCCACAGAGAUGAUGCGCAUCCCGCGGAUCGAAGCCGAGAUCCCAGGAGUAGCCCGGAGAGAUUUCUGCGAGAAGGUGGACAUAUCGAUCACACGAAAUCCAGGAGCAGUGAUCCUCCGACGUCACCCUGACAAGCUGGACCACUACUUGGUGGGCACCGACGAGGGCUGCGUCCACACGUGCUCUAUAAAUUACCUCGACCACCACGUGGACAGUUUUCUGGCGCACGACGGACCGAUCUACGCCCUGCAAUUCUCUCCGUUCAUCUCGAAAUUAUUCCUGACCUGCGGUGCAGACUGGACCGCGAGAAUCUGGGCGGAGAGCAUCACCGAGCCACUCAUCACCCUCUCCACGAGGAUGUCGUGCGUCAGGGCGGCCGCGUGGAGCCCCAAGAACUCCACGAUCCUGGCGACCUGUGCUGACAACGAAAUAUCCAUUUGGGAUAUCAAGAGGAGGACCUACAAGCCAUCCUCUCGCACCCUCACACCCGGUGCACGACUUUGCGCCCUAGAGUUCACCAGCUGUGGAGAUCAGCUGGUGGUUGCCGACAUCGCUGGAGGUGUCUACGUGUAUCAACUCGAGGGCAUGCCCUUCCCACCCUUCAAUCAGGUUCAACUCCUCGCGGAAUCCGUCAACAAAGCACUCACCACGAAAAUCGAAUUGAGGAAAAAAUUCUUGAAUGUUUUCGACGCGGAAACUCAUGGCUGAGUGCAGUAUAAAAAUUCUCUCAUUAAUUCCAAAGAAUAAAUUCCGAAGAAGCUCUUCAUCAUGACAAACAAUAGGCCCCGACCGUUCUUCCACGACUCUCAA